Molecule: messenger RNA, 1388 nt
Organism: Brassica napus (rape)
Lineage: Eukaryota; Viridiplantae; Streptophyta; Magnoliopsida; Brassicales; Brassicaceae
Product: cyclin-dependent kinase C-2-like
Exons: 12
Coding region: 85-1173 (362 amino acids)
Biological process (GO): protein phosphorylation; positive regulation of transcription elongation by RNA polymerase II
Cellular component (GO): cyclin-dependent protein kinase holoenzyme complex; nucleus
Molecular function (GO): ATP binding; cyclin-dependent protein serine/threonine kinase activity; RNA polymerase II CTD heptapeptide repeat kinase activity
Source: RefSeq, a predicted model, not a curated record
UUGCGCGGGGGGGAAAUUAAAACCCCAAGAAAGAAGAUCGGAGAAGGAGAAGGGGGAAGUUGUGGAGGAGAGAGGUACGAAACAAUGGCGCUUGCGGCUUUAGGGAAGUUGAAUCUGGAGGAGGCUCCUCCGAUCUGGGGAUCUCGUAGCGUUGAUUGCUUCGAGAAGAUUAAACUGAUUAGCCAUGGAACUUACGGUGAGGUUUACAUGGCUAAAGAAAUCGAAACUGGUGAAAUCGUGGCUCUCAAAAAGAUCCGUACGAACGAUGAAAGAGAAGGGUUUCCUGUAACAGCGAUGAGGGAGAUCAAGAUCCUCAAGAAGCUUCAUCAUCGAAACGUCAUCAGUUUGAAAGAGGUUGUGUAUUCACCAUCUCCAGACAAUGAUGAUCAAAGAGAUGAUAAUAACAAGUACAAGGGUGAAAUCUACAUGGUCUUUGAGUACAUGGAUCAUGACUUGGCUGGACUUGCUUACCGUCCUGGAACUAGAUUCACAGCUCCUCAGAUCAAGUGUUGCAUGAAGCAACUCCUCACUGGGCUUCACUAUUGUCAUAUGAAACAUGUGCUUCACCGUGAUAUAAAAGGUUCAAAUCUCCUCAUUGACAAGAAGGGAAACUUAAAGCUGGCGGAUUUUACACUUGCACGGCAUCUGUCACUUGACUUUACUGGAACUUUGACAAACCAGGUCACCACUUUGUGGUAUAGGGCCCCUGAGUUGCUACUUGGUGCUACGGAAUAUGGUCCAGCGGUUGACAUUUGGUCGGUUGCUUGCUUAUUUGCUGAGCUUUUGAAUGGAGAACCAAUCUUUCCUGGAAAAACUGAGAUUGACCAGUUGAAGAAGAUUUGUGAGCUUUGUGGAUCACCUGAUGAAAACAAUUGGCCUGGGGUUUCCGAGAUGCCUUUGUAUGAACGAUUUAAACCAUCACUGCCUCUGAAGAGCCGCGUAAUAGAGACAUACGGACACUUUGAUGCUCAUGCUCUUGAACUACUGGAGUGUAUGUUGGUGCUGGACCCGCCAAAGAGAAUAUCCGCAAAAGAUGCCCUUGAUUCAGAUUACUUUUGGAGUGAGCCGUUACCGUGUGAACCAAAGAGACUACUAGCUUCAUAUAAAUCACCACAUGAGCUCCAGACCAAGAAAAAGCGGAAGUCGAUGCCUCGAAAAACAGCCAGGUUUUGAGGUGCAAGAGAUAGUUGAAGAAGAACAAGAGGAAGGACAAUUUGAGAUGUAGAUAGUAGAUUAGUGAGAGAGAUUUCUUUGGAGACAAUCUGCGUUGAUGAUGAUGAUGUAUUAGAGUAUUAAGAUUCGGUUUUGUAUGCUGGUGGACAAACGAAACUAAACCGAACUAAUUGGUCCAAUUUAUGAUGAACGAGAAAUCUCAAGUCUUGAAUUAA